Molecule: messenger RNA, 537 nt
Organism: Sphaerulina musiva SO2202
Lineage: Eukaryota; Fungi; Ascomycota; Dothideomycetes; Mycosphaerellales; Mycosphaerellaceae
Exons: 3
Coding region: 1-537 (178 amino acids)
Source: RefSeq, a predicted model, not a curated record
AUGCCCCGGGCAUUACUCGUCACUCCUGCCGCUUCGAAGCUGAUCACAGCAGCUCUCGACUUCAGAAUGACUGAAGACACACCCAAGAGGGCGGUCGCGGGUGCCUGGACCGAUGCAGACAAGCUUGACUUACUUCUCUCCAUCAUCGACUCGUCCGUCGACAAGAUCGAAUGGAAGUCAGUUCAAUGCCCAGAAGGUCGCACCAUCAAGGCCUGCCAGGUCUGGCUCGACAAGCAACGUUCUAUGCUCAAGAAGUUGAAAGGACUUGAACGCGGUGGCGGUGGAGAGGAAGAUGGCGAUCAAGGCGAUGCGCCAAAGACGCCAGCCAAGUCCAAGGCAUCUAUGGCCGAAGGUGAUGGCGACGAAGCUAUGCCCACGGCUAAGAAGGCGAGAACUCCACGCAAGGCCAAGACGCCUGCGAAAGUCAAUGCCGGCGUCGACUCCGAGGAGGACGCAUCGAAGAGCGCAGAGCCGGAAUCUGGUGGUGUUGGAGAGCAGGUCACGGGGGUGGCCGAGGGCGAAGAGAUGGCCGUCUGA